UGCAACCAUUUCCGCUCGCUCGCGUUGACGUAGCCAGUUUCACAGCGCUCUCGGCGGCUGUAAGUCGCCUGAUUGUAGGAGUGAACACCGGGGUUUGAGACCGUGAGAGAAUGGUGGGCCUCCGCAGGGGCAUGUGAGACACAAUCCGAAAUCGGGACGGUUGAGAUCCAUGCGGCUCCGCUUCAGACGGCCCAGAUGAAAGACCCACCAGCCGGCCAAAUUAACGCUCCACAGCCGAGCCCCUGAACGUCUGCGGCUGCUAUCCGGUUACAUUUGGGGGGGAAGGACGUGGAAAAGCCCCCGAGACGCACAUUCACACGCCAAGAGGAAGUCUCGUAAGACCGCAGGCUCUUAAAGAGGCCUCGCAGCACUGAACAACCACAUUGGAACUUCACAGAAAUAUCAGUUUCGACGCUUUCGUCUUAUUUUUCAUGGAUUAUUAGCGAGGGGGGCGCUUUUCCUACUGGUACCACCCCGCAACUGGAGCAAAAGCUCAACAAGUCGAGCUUUGACCUUUCAUAUUGUACGUGCAGAACUGGAAGUUUUCAGUACUGUCACUUAAUCAGCAUUUCAGUAGCCCAAAUCUGUUCACGGUGUCUGUAUGUUUAAACUGACGAUACACACACACACUCUGUGAUCCUGUUUACUUCCAAAUUUGCCAUUGUUUCAUCAUACGGCCCACAUAGUACUCUUAUAAAUCAACUGUCUUGAGAUUGACUCUCAUACUUUUCAUUUUGGAGGGAAACGACUAUUUAGGAACAGUUUACAAGAUGGGGAAGAUGCUAUCAAAGAUAUUUGGUAACAAAGAGAUGAGAAUACUGAUGCUCGGACUCGAUGCCGCAGGGAAGACCACCAUCCUUUAUAAACUGAAACUGGGCCAGUCUGUGACCACGAUACCCACCGUCGGUUUCAACGUGGAGACGGUCACCUAUAAAAACGUUAAGUUCAACGUGUGGGACGUCGGCGGCCAGGACAAGAUCCGUCCCCUCUGGCGGCAUUACUACACAGGCACGCAAGGGUUAAUAUUCGUGGUGGAUUGUGCGGAUAGAGAUCGCAUCGACGAGGCCAGACAAGAACUCCACCGCAUCAUCAACGACCGCGAGAUGCGGGAUGCCAUCAUUUUGAUUUUCGCCAAUAAGCAAGAUCUACCGGACGCCAUGAAGCCACACGAGAUCCAGGAGAAGCUGGGACUGACCCGCAUCAGGGAUAGGAAUUGGUACGUGCAGCCUUCGUGCGCGACAACCGGCGACGGACUGUACGAGGGCUUAACGUGGUUAACGUCUAACUACAAGUCUUAAUGACAGCGACUGGCACUGACUGUUUAGGACAAGUGAACUCAAUAUGGGGCAGAUCCGAUGUCUCCAACGAAUAUUCGUGAUAUUUUGAUUUAGAGUUGACAUUGAUUUUCGUUUUGUUUUGAAAUGACCCUUAAAAAGUUAUCUCUCUGAAACAUAACGAGUUUGGCUUGCUUUUAAUUUUUCGUGUGUUGUGGCAAACACUUGUCACUCACCUUGGACUAUGGCUUAACAUGAUAAAGCAUUCCUGAAUGAUGAUUAUCUUUUUUUUUUUUUUUUUCUUGAAACUGUUGGUUUUAUAUAUUUGUUGUCAUUAUUUCAAGCUUCUUUUUUGAGAGUUUGGGGUUUUGUCUCCAACAAACAAGGGUGUAGAUUUGGCUUGAACUUUGGCGGUGGUUACAGUGUGAAGAAUUUACAUGUUUCCAUUGAUCACUGUAUAAAUAUUGUGGGGGCGGGGGGUUUUACUUGCUUGUUUUGAUUAUUGGGGGGGGGGUUACAACCCCCCACCCCCCCUGGAAUCUAUGCCCCUGCCAACAUAUGAUCCAUCAGUGUGUUAGAGACAUUUUAUACCAAGAUGUGUUAAAAAAACCAAAAAAAAAAAAAAAAAAAAAACCUGUCCAGACAUCUACUGUAGCCAAGCACAGUUUUGCUGAGGAGGUUGUAGCAUACUAACUGUAGGUAGCUAUGUGGUGUAACGGAUUUGAAACUGUGCCAUAGUUAUGAUAUCACUGACAUCCAAUGAUAACCCACUUGUAAAUGAGUCCAUGGAACAUUUUAUGCCAAAAAAUCUUGGGCUAUAAUUCUGGAAGGAUGACUUGCCAUAGAUAUAACUUCUAUUCACAUAGCAUAAUCAAACUGAGUGAUGUCUUGUGCUCUCAAAAGGUUGCCGAAAGGAUUUUGUCUGCGCUGCAAAAAGUAAAAAAAAGAUUAGAUUUUUGAAAUUGACUACCAAGAAGAAAGGAAUGCCUUUUGUAGCCCUCUUAUCAUUUAGGCUAAUCGCAUUGACCAGAUUGUUUUUCAUUUAUAGUCAAAUGUCUCUAAAAUGUGGGAUUGUUACAUUCUUGCAUUUCAAGUGUAGUGCUUGCGGUAGAGUGGACUGAAUUUUGUCAUUUUGGAGAGAAAUGUUUCAUUCUGUUCAUUUCCUCUCUUUGCUUUAGUCAUUAAAAAAAAUAAAAAUAAAAAUUGUACAGAAACGGCUAUGUUAUUGUAACUUCAAAUUAAACUUAGUCAUUUUAAAAGUUUUAGUUCAUUCUUAUUAUGACUAAUCUGAUGCUGUCUUUCAAGCCUUUAUGCAGUGGGAGUUUCCACUGUCAUUUGUAGAGCCAAACCAAAGUCUAGCAGUAGUUGCGUUUGUGGUCCAUGUGUAUUUGCACCCUAUUUUCUAAAUAGGGACUUUUAAAGGGAUAGUUCACCCAAAAAUGAAAAUUCACUUAUCAUUUACUCACCCUUAUACCAUCCCAGAUGUGUAUGAAUUUCUUUCUUCAGCCGAACACACAGUUUUUUUAGAAGAAUAUCUCAGCUCUGUUCAUACAAUGCAAAGUGAAUGGUGACCAGACAUUUAUAUCUCCAAAAGUCACAUAAAGAAAACCUAAGAGUAAUCCAUAUGACUCCAGUGGUUAAAUCUAUGUCUUAAGAAGCGAUAUGACAGGUCUGGGUAAGAAACAGAUCAAGUCCUUUUUUUUUUUUUUUACUCUAAAUCUCCACUUUCACUUUCAGAUGUGAAAGUGAAACUAAACAGGCACCACAUGUGGAUUUCAGAUGUAAAAGUGAAAGUGAAGAUUUAGAAUAAAAAAUCUUAAUCUGUUUCAUACCCACACCUAUCAUAUCGCUUCUGAGGACAUAGAUUUAACCACUGGAGUCAUGGAUUACUUUUAUGUUUCCUUUAUGUGAUUUUUGGAGCUACAAAGGUCUGGUCACCAUUCACUUUGCAUUGUAUGAAUUUAAAGAGUUGAGAUAUUCUUCUAAAAAAUGUUUGAUUGUGUUCUGCUGAAGAAAGAAAGUCAUACACAUCUGGGAUGUUAUGAGGGUGAGUAAAUCAUAAGAAUUUUCAUUUUUGGGUGAACUGUCCCUUUAAGAACUCUGGAAUCCAUGGUAGAUAAAACUGUAAACAAUGUUUGCUGGGAUUAAUGUUUGACCUUGUCAUUUAUUUGCACACAGGACUGGAGAUACUUUAUAAAUGGAGAUAUUUAAAAGA
Myxocyprinus asiaticus (Chinese sucker) is the source of this 3489-nucleotide messenger RNA. It is a transcript of the gene arf6b, whose product is annotated as ADP-ribosylation factor 6b. Gene Ontology annotation, molecular function: GTPase activity; GTP binding. The record is from RefSeq and is a predicted model, not a curated record. Gene Ontology annotation, biological process: vesicle-mediated transport; intracellular protein transport. Gene Ontology annotation, cellular component: cytoplasm. NCBI's taxonomy places the organism in Eukaryota, Metazoa, Chordata, Actinopteri, Cypriniformes, Catostomidae. The transcript is spliced from 2 exons. The coding region runs from base 771 to 1298 and encodes 175 amino acids.